Molecule: messenger RNA, 1089 nt
Organism: Tigriopus californicus
Lineage: Eukaryota; Metazoa; Arthropoda; Copepoda; Harpacticoida; Harpacticidae
Exons: 5
Coding region: 60-860 (266 amino acids)
Source: RefSeq, a predicted model, not a curated record
GAUCAGGCAUUUUUUACCGAUAAAUUGGAAAUAGUAGCAGGGGUAUCUCCAGUCUCAUUAUGAUUUUGGUCACAAGGCAACUAUGUGGGGCCGUGAAUCUCUUCAUCGUUCUUGGCCAUGUUCUUGGCUAUUCAGAAGAUUUUGAAGAAAGAUCUGGCACUACCCCUUCGCUCGAUGAUUGUUUGUGCUUCAAUAAUUCGAUCUCAAGUGCAUCGUCAUCUUCAUCAACUACUCUAAUUGUUUCCAUAAAUACGUUAGUCACGAACACUUCGUCGUCAUCGCCGUCAACAGCAAUGCUGACAACCACUACCGGAUCGUCAACAAGCACAUUGGCAUCGACUACAGCACCCGCUGUUUCAACUACAGGGACGUCAACGCCUUCUCGCCCUUGCAUCAGUUUUGGAGAAUCUGCGGUUCCGCUCGAAUGUCCUCCAGAUGGACAAGUUGGUUUGAUUGUCCAUAACAUAACAUUUGAUCCCGAUGGUGCGGGUCCUUGCUCUUUUAUGCUCGAAUCGCCGAGAUUUUCAAUUCCAGCCAAAACGUACCCCAAUGCAAAGGGACCUGAGGGUUACCAAUGCAUCUUCAAGUUUACGUCAACGGAUACCAGUCGCAAAAUACUAAUGAACUUGAAACAAGAUGAUUUUGAUUUGCCUGGUGACAGACCUAGUUGUGUUGAUGACAAACUCGUAUUACCCGAGGUUCGAGAUGGUGGUUUUACCAUGUGUGGUACUUUUAACCGAGAUCGAAAUUUCACCUCCCAGGGUGAUACUAUAACAGCGCAAUUCUUUGUGAACCAAAAUAAUGAAGGCACUCGAGGCGAUGGUUUCAAAUUCACGGUCACUUCUAUUCCAGGUUCGUGAUAGUCCUGGAAGAUGAAGGACCUGGGUCAAAUCCGUCCAUUACUGUUACAUGAACCACAACCACUGAUGACAUUUUGUAUUAUCCACUGUUGGCGAACUAUGCAAAUGAGCUCUUGCUGCUGGCUUUCUCCUCUAUUAUUAAAGGUUUACUUUUCAUACUAGUUUUCGCCUUGUGUUUUUCAACAACUCGACAAAAUACAUGGUCAAACGUUUGAUUUGCUCUGGUAAA